AUGAUGGGGAUUGACGAGCUCCGAAGCCUCUGUGCCAGUGCCUGGGACACGCCUCAAGCCGACGGCCUCCCUAACAGCUAUGAAGACGACGGCUCGCAUCUUUUCAACGAUGCCAGCACCUACUUCAGACCCCCUCAAGCACCAGCCAGUCCUCCCAUGGAAUAUUCUGACUUCGCAUCCUACUACAACAAUGGCGAAACGAGCGUCUUGGACCAGUUCAACCAGUUGCCCGCCUCGAUGAUCAACCAAGAGCUCACCCUUUCCACUUUCGAGCACAAUGCUCUCCCCCAACACCAAGCUUCCCUCCAGGGCCAUGGCCCUCAGCAUGAAGCUCUCCCCCAGCAUCCCACUGACUGGGCCAUCACGGAGCAGCACGACAGCUUAACCCCCGUCACCCGCUCGACCACCCCCGAGCUCCCCUUCACAGCCAACCUCUCCUCCAUCAACACCAAUGGCGCGUACGUCGUCCCAGGCGGCUUCGCCUCCAAGCUCGCCUCCGCCCUCCCCAUCCCCUCCACCGUUCCCGCUGCCGAGCGCGCCGUCC
Messenger RNA from Colletotrichum chrysophilum, 544 nucleotides. RefSeq lists its product as uncharacterized. The transcript has a single exon. Lineage: Eukaryota; Fungi; Ascomycota; Sordariomycetes; Glomerellales; Glomerellaceae. The record is from RefSeq and is a predicted model, not a curated record. The annotation marks the transcript as partial.